AUGUCGAUGGACAGCUCUUCUAAGUAUAGUGAUUAUCACCCUAUUACCGUGGACCUCCACCCGUUACCCUGGACCACCACCCUUUACCCUGGACCUCCACCCUUUACCCUGGACCUCCACCCUUUUCCUCGGACCUCCACCCUUUACCCUGGACUACCACCCUUUACCCUGGACUACCACCCUUUACCCUGGACCACCACCCUUUACCCUGGACCUCCACCCUUUACCCUGGACUACCACCCUUUACCCUGGACUACCACCCUUUACCCUGGACCACCACCCUUUACCCUGGACUACCACCCUUUACCCUGGACCUCCACCCUUUACCCUGGAGUACUACCCUUUACCCUGGACCACCACCCUUUUCCCUGGACCACCACCCUUUACCCUGGACCACCACCCUUUACCCUGGACCUCCACCCUUUACCCUGGAGUACUACCCUUUUCCCUGGACCACCACCCUUUACCCUGGACUACCACCCUUUACCCUGGACCUCCACCCUUUACCCUGGACUACCACCCUUUACCCUGGACCUCCACCCUUUACCUCGGACCUCCACCCUUUACCCUGGACUACCACCCUUUACCCUGGACUACCACCCUUUACCCUGGACCACCACCCUUUACCCUGGACCUCCACCCUUUACCCUGGACUACCACCCUUUACCCUGGACUACCACCCUUUACCCUGGACCACCACCCUUUACCCUGGACUACCACCCUUUACCCUGGACCUCCACCCUUUACCCUGGAGUACUACCCUUUACCCUGGACCACCACCCUUUUCCCUGGACCACCACCCUUUACCCUGGACCACCACCCUUUACCCUGGACCUCCACCCUUUACCCUGGAGUACUACCCUUUUCCCUGGACCACCACCCUUUACCCUGGACUACCACCCUUUACCCUGGACCUCCACCCUUUACCCUGGCCCACCACCCUUUACCCUGGACCUCCACCCUUUACCCAGGACCUCCACCCUCUACCCUGACUGUGUCAGCUACACUCCUCCGUGUCUGUUACCCCUCAUUCACCUCUCCUCCUCCAACUAUUCCUCCACUCCUCCUCUCAUCGUCCAGCCCUGA
Molecule: messenger RNA, 1086 nt
Organism: Oncorhynchus mykiss (rainbow trout)
Lineage: Eukaryota; Metazoa; Chordata; Actinopteri; Salmoniformes; Salmonidae
Source: RefSeq, a predicted model, not a curated record